Messenger RNA from Ilex paraguariensis (yerba mate), 1002 nucleotides. The record is from the annotation of a GenBank genome assembly. NCBI's taxonomy places the organism in Eukaryota, Viridiplantae, Streptophyta, Magnoliopsida, Aquifoliales, Aquifoliaceae.
AUGGAUGUUUCUGAAUCUGAAAGUCUCUCUUGUGACACCAUCAAAAAAGAGGAACAAGGAGAACCAAAAGAAAACCACUCACUUUCUUCACCAAACAAACAAGACUCCAUCUUUUCACUCUCAAUAGAUGAAUUCCAAGACAAAGAUGGGAAGAGUUUUGAGUCCAUGAACAUGGAGGAACUACUCAACGGUGCCUCCCCGAGUGAAGCUUCUUUAAAUCCCAAUGAAAUUGAACCAUCAAACGGCGAAAAUGAACCUCUAAACGCCUCCUUUUCGAUUCCUACCUCAAUGUACUCGAAAACUGUGGAAGAGGUUUGGGCUGGUAUUGCUGUGAAUCAAUCACAGCAAUACAAUUUUGGUACCCUUGACAAUCAUGGUCCAAUUUUGCACAGUCAAACUGCUGGAGAAAUGACUCUAGAAGAUUUCUUAGUAAAGGCCGGUGUCAUUCAAGAAUCUGCAGACUUUUCUUAUCAACAAAGGGUAUUGGAGAUUUUCCAAAACCAUUGUCAGAAUUUAGUGAGCAACAAUGCAUUUUUGGAACCGAACGCUGUACCGGGACAGGUGAUGGGGUAUGAAUUCCCAGGCCAAACAAAUUUUAUUCCAAAUAAUUUUGUUAACAAUGGUGCUUUAAUGUACCAAACUGGCAUUCCAAGUGUUGGGAUUGUGGGUGAACCAACUAACAUUCAUAUUGGAGGAGGAAAAUCCAUUUGUUUGUCCGAUAAGAGUGAACCGAGUGGUAGAGGGAGGCCGAGAAGCUCUUCAAUGGAGGUCGUGGUGGAGAGGAAACAGCGCAGGAUGAUCAAGAAUCGCGAGUCAGCUGCGCGAUCUCGAGCUAGAAAGCAGGCAUAUACAGCAGAACUCGAAAUAGAGCUAAACCGACUGAAGGAAGAGAAUGAAAGCCUGAAGCAUAUAUUGGUUAUGGAGCAGAUAUACACAACAAAGACAGAAAGGAGAGCUGAGAAGCUUAAAUCAAUAAGGAGGGCCUCAAGUUUGUCAUGGUGA